AUGACGACGGAUAUCGCUACCAGGGAGCUUAAAAACCCCGUCGAUAUCGCUGAAUAUCUAUUUACGCGUCUCUAUCAGCUCGGUAUCAGGUCUAUUCAUGGAGUGCCGGGUGAUUACAACCUUGUUGCCCUGGACUAUGUUCCAAAAUGCGGCUUACGAUGGGUUGGUAAUUGUAAUGAGUUGAAUGCAGGUUAUGCGGCUGAUGGUUAUGCUCGAAUAAAUGGUUUAUCUGCACUUAUAACGACAUUUGGGGUGGGAGAGCUAUCCGCUGUAAAUGCUGUUGCUGGUGCUUAUUCGGAAUUUGUUCCAAUUAUAAACAUUAUUGGCCAGCCAAGCACUGCUUCACAAAAAGACGGGAUGCUUUUACACCACACCCUUGGUAACGGUGAUUAUAAUGUCUUCGCUAAUAUUAAUUCCGGUAUUUCAUGUGCUGUUGCAAAACUGAACGAUCCCCAUCAGGCUGCAACUCAUAUUGACAGCGCAUUACGUGAAUGCUGGAUUCGUAGCAGGCCUGUCUAUAUCACUUUACCAACGGAUAUGGUUCAAAAAAAGGUGGAUGGAGACCGCUUGAAGACUCCAAUUGACCUGAAAUGGCCGCCAAAUGAAGAAGAGAAGGAGGAGUACGUUGUUGAUGUCGUCCUUCGGUACCUUCACACUGCAAAGAAGCCAGUCAUCCUUGUGGAUGCAUGUGCAAUCCGCCAUCGCGUCUUGGAUGAGGUUCAUGAUCUUGUUGAGAAAUCCGGACUGCCAACAUUUACUGCACCAAUGGGGAAAGGUGCUGUCAAUGAAAAUCUUCCGAAUUACGGUGGUGUAUACGCCGGUGAUGGGUCCAACGCUGGGGUAAGAGACAUUGUCGAAUCUUCCGAUCUUAUUUUGAGUAUUGGAGCGAUCAAAUCCGAUUUUAAUACCGCAGGGUUCACCUAUCGCAUUGGGCGGCUGAAUACGAUCGAUUUUCAUUCUAAUUACGUUGCUGUGCGAUAUUCAGAGUAUCCUGGAGUGGGUAUGAAAGGCGUGCUUCGGAAGGUGAUCCAGCGUAUGGGAAAAGUAAAUGUUACUCAAGUUCCACGGCUCACAAACGAGCCUCGCGAAGACCCUACUACCGCAUCGAAGCCGGUCAUUACACAUGACUGGCUCUGGCCAACUGUUGGUAAAUGGCUGCAAGAGAAUGACAUCGUUAUUACUGAAACUGGAACCGCAAAUUUUGGUAUUUGGGAGACUAGGUUUCCUAAGGGAGUGACCGCCAUAAGUCAAGUCCUUUGGGGAAGCAUCGGCUAUGCUCUUGGUGCUUGUCAGGGUGCUGCCCUCGCAGCGCAAGAGGAAGGAGAUCGCCGUACCGUUUUGUUUAUCGGAGAUGGCAGUUUUCAAUUGACUGCGCAAGAACUAAGCACAAUGAUUAGGAACAGACUUACGCCAGUCAUUUUUGUGAUCUGCAACGAAGGUUAUACGAUUGAACGGUAUAUUCAUGGCUGGGACAGCACAUAUAAUGAUAUUCAAGAGUGGAAGUAUAAGGACUUGGUGCCGGCAUUUGGGGCCAAACCUGAUCAAUACAAAACAUACCAGAUUCGGACAAAGCAACAGUUGCUUGAUCUCUUCGAUGACAAGGAGUUUGGUGCGGCUCAGCGUUUGCAGCUGGUUGAAUUAUAUAUGCCCAAAGAAGACGCUCCCACUGUGCUGAGAUUGACAGCUGAAUCUUCAGCUAAGAGAAAUGCAGCUUAG
Molecule: messenger RNA, 1716 nt
Organism: Ophidiomyces ophidiicola
Lineage: Eukaryota; Fungi; Ascomycota; Eurotiomycetes; Onygenales; Onygenaceae
Exons: 5
Coding region: 1-1716 (571 amino acids)
Molecular function (GO): thiamine pyrophosphate binding; magnesium ion binding; carboxy-lyase activity
Source: RefSeq, a predicted model, not a curated record